GUUUCAGUUCUGAUGUAUUGACAACCGUUAGCCUGACCAGGACUGGUAUGGUCCUUCGUUUUGUACGCAAACCGCGUGGCGGCUGCUUGAAGCUGCUCUAUCUGGCUGGAUUCGCAUGCUUAUUCCUCUUCCUUUCUAGUCAACUGAAGAAUUCACAGUCGUUUGCGAAGGCGAUUGUUGCUCCCUUUGAGAAAGAACGAGGAGUUCAUCCGUUGCCGGACGAAUCGAAAGAGUAUGCUAAUCAUGAACACCCUGGAGGUGCGCAAAAGGAGCAAGCUCCACUUCCGAUAAUAAAAAAUGAAGAUGGUGAUGGCGUGGACCCUGAUAGAGUUGAUGGACCUGAUGCUGUGGCCUACAAAGCUGAUCAAGAACAAGAACAACUGCCAGUAGUAAACGCAAUUGCUCCAAAUGAUGUUUUCGGCAAGCAAUUGCAAAACAUCGUCAGAGGAGAUCCGGAUGAUGCCUCCUACCCACAUUUGAAUACUAAUGGCAAAUUCAUCCCAAAUCGGCGCAUCAUUCAUUUGGAUUUGAAGGGAGGCGCUUACAAGCCGGAAUUCUUAUCUGAGCUGUUCUACUUUUUCAAUCGAAUAAGAGCAACUGGAGUGUUGAUUGAGUGGGAGGACAUGUUUCCAUACACGGGAAAUCUGUCGGAUGCUGUCAACGGAAAUGCAUACUCGAUGGAAAGCGUUGAGUACAUCUUGAAAGAAGCUAAGCGCCAUCAUCUAGAAGUUAUACCUUUGGUGCAAACAUUUGGACAUCUUGAAUGGGUUUUGAAACUUGAGAAGUUUGCUCAUCUUAGGGAGGAUAGCAGAUUUCCUCAGGUCAUUUGUUUUCCUGAGCCAGAGGCAUGGGAGCUGAUAACGGAUAUGAUCGAUCAAGUCGCCACAGUGCACAAGAAGAUUGGAAUGCCGUUCUUCCACAUGGGAGGGGACGAAGCUUAUCAGGUCGGCGUGUGCAAUGCUAGCAUAGCGGAAAUGGGUCGACAAGGAUCUAGGGAUCGGCUGAUGCUUUGGCACAUCUCUCGAACAGCAAAGUAUAUCAAGGAUAAGUACAGUACCAGUGUAAUGGCGUGGCACGAUAUGUUUGGUCAUGCGAUGGAGUUUGAUUUGGCUGCUUAUCACAUGCCAGAAGUCUUGGAGCCAGUGUUGUGGAGCUACGCUGAAGACCUGGAUCUUUAUCUACCGAAAAGUACAUGGCUCACAUUGAAACCCUUUCGUAAAGUAUGGGGUAGCUCUGUCUGGAAAGGAGCUGAUGGUCCAGCUCGUUUCAAUUCCAAUCCUAUCCAUUACAUACGCAAUAACGAAGCUUGGAUAGAACAGAUGACCAGAAAUUACAAUGAAUUUGAUGUCAUGCAGGGAUUGAUUUUUGCCGGAUGGUCGCGUUAUGACCACUUUGCCAUCUUAUGCGAAUUGGCCCCAGUUGCGUUGCCAACUCUUGCCAUGACUAUGGAAACCGUUUUGGAGGGAAGACCUUUGCAAGGGAAUUACCCUCUCUCUCGAGACGCCCUUCAGUGCACUCCUUCAACAGCCAUGGGAGCGACUUACGGAUGCACUUUUCCUGGUCAUAGGGUGUACGAGCUGAUAAACGAGUUAUGGCAGCGGAAACGGCAGUUGCAGCAAUACAGAGACGAUGAUUUCGAGCUCAACGGGUGGCUAUCUAGAAUAGCUGAAACAUAUGCCAGCGGCAGUCAGUGGUAUAUAGAUAAAAUUGAACCACUUCUCGACUAUCAUGCAAAGCCCAUCUUUCGUCUGGAAAAAGAGCUGCGAAACGAACUUUCGCGUAUCUAUUAUCAGGAAACCAUAGACGAAUUCAUCUAUACCUAUAUGGCGGAAGAUAUUGAAUGGCUCGAGCGCAAAAUCCAGGCUGCAGCGAGAAUAUCCAAACUUGGGCACUUUCCGAAGCGGCCGUUCGUUCGGUUAAAGGCACACGAGGAGCUGUGAAUUUCAUCUCCUAUCGGUUCUCUAUCGUAAGCUGAAAGAAUCUUUUUUUAACAUCAAGACCAAAGAUUCGCUUACAACAUUUGAUCAGGUGUUCCAGUUUCAGUAUUUGCGACUAUUUAUUGUUAAGCCUUUCAGCAACGGAUAUCUCGAUGUGCUUCAUUUUAAGUUUCGAUUUCAAUAUGUUAUGUCUUAAUGUUCUGAGAUCUGUAUCCCUAGUAUGACUGCUGAUUCCAAAGUUCUUGGUAGCUAUGUUAUUUGAUACUCUUACGCGUUUCUAUAGAUGACCGGUGCUGUGUUAGUGCUGUGCAUAGCUUUCCUUCAUUACGUCUAAGUGAGCUUUCUCAGUUUGUGCUGCUGUGAUAAGAGUCUCACUACUUGUAUGCCAAAUACUGUUCUGCAUUCUAACGAAUGCGUUUAGGGUGCAUAUGGAAAAAUAAUCUCAUUUCUCAUUUUUCCUGGAUCGAAGCAUUUUCUUGUUAGGUUAUGCUGCAGUUUUCGAUUGUUUUCGCUGUGCCUAUGCUGUGUAUAAGCCUUUGCUUAGCUUGAACUACUGACUUUGAUCAACGAUUUGAUGAGUGUAUGCUGCUUAAAAACUUAAUUUUCGGGUGAAGACGAUUGAUGAAAAAUGGAACCAAGUCUUCUCAAAUUUUCUUUCACUUCGUUGAGAAGUCAUCUAAUUGUGGACUUGGAAGGUUUAGAUAUUAACUGACGAUUAUGUGUUUGUGUGUGAUACGCCAAAGCAAUAUUCGAUAAACAUUGCGUGGUUCG
Molecule: messenger RNA, 2708 nt
Organism: Cylicocyclus nassatus
Lineage: Eukaryota; Metazoa; Nematoda; Chromadorea; Rhabditida; Strongylidae
Source: the annotation of a GenBank genome assembly